This is a messenger RNA of Ictalurus punctatus (channel catfish), 2068 nucleotides long. RefSeq names its product ribitol xylosyltransferase 1 (gene rxylt1). Gene Ontology annotation, molecular function: ribitol beta-1,4-xylosyltransferase activity. The transcript is spliced from 6 exons. Lineage: Eukaryota; Metazoa; Chordata; Actinopteri; Siluriformes; Ictaluridae. Gene Ontology annotation, cellular component: Golgi apparatus. Gene Ontology annotation, biological process: protein O-linked glycosylation via mannose. Bases 221 to 1528 code for a protein of 435 amino acids. The record is from RefSeq and is a predicted model, not a curated record.
CUCACCGCAUUCCGGAAAGUCCCACCUUCUUCUGUCUGAUUGGUUAGUCGCGUUCCUUUUCCGUCACCAUUGGCUGGUAAUCAUUGACGAAAGCACGCGAGGGCGAACAAAAUCAUGCAGUCAUUCAUAAGAACUAGCACAGAAGGCGUUGCUUGGCGGAAUGCGGGCGGGAAGAAAAUAAGGUCUCGGCACAGGAUGGCUGCUCAACAUCUUUUUAAUAAUGAGAUUAAUUCGUAGGAAGAUAGCGAUAAUUGUUGUUCUGGCGUAUGUGGUUUUUUCAUUGUACGCUGCAUACAAUGUGUUUUUCAAUAAGAAGAUUAUUACUCGCGUGCACAGAGUGGUGAAAAAGGGCUCUGUACCUGCAGAACAGUCCAGAGCAGGAGAGGAAGAAUGGAACCCAUGGGAGGAGGACGAGCGUGCAGACUCCAUCUCUGUAGUGCAGAAAAGGAGAGAGGCUUACAAAUCAUAUCAGGAGCGCAUUGCAAAGAGCAGACCCAAAAGAUAUAAAGUUCAAAUCUGGGGAAAAGCUGCUAUUGGACUUUACUUGUGGGAACACAUUUUAGAGGGGCCUUUGAACCCCACUGAUAAGACGGGUCAGUGGAGGGAAGGAGAGAUUCAGUCGGGGAAGAUUAAUUUCAGUUUCUACACAGGCCCAGCAGUAGUGCAGGGUCACAUUCCUCUGGACACAGACAGUGUCGUGUUGGUGUUGAAUGGUCGUGAACAGCAGAAGAUCUCCUAUUCUAUCCAGUGGCUACAACAUGUGCAGACUCUCGUUCAGGCUCACACCAUCUCUAAAGUAGCUGUGGUCUUACUGGGCAGCGAGCAGUGCAUUAAUGAGUGGAUCAGCCCCUAUAUGAAGAGGUCUGGAGGCUUUGUGGAUCUGCUGUUCCUCGUUUAUGACAGUCCCUGGGUCAACGACAAGGAUGUCUUUCAGUGGCCUCUUGGUGUAGCCACGUAUAGACACUUCCCAGUUGUAACACCCAAUACACAGAUGGUGAGCACUGUGCGACCAUACAUCUGCAACUUCCUCGGCACGGUUUAUAAGAACUCCUCUCGGGAAACUCUCAUGGGCACCUUGAAGCAGAAUGGCUUUGAAAAACAGUGUCUUACAAAUGCUCGGGAGAAGUGGCUUCCUCAGGAGACGGCAGAAACCUCCAGACAGUACCAGAUGGCUCUGGCUCAGAGCGACUUGACCCUGUGCCCAGUUGGAGUAAACACUGAGUGCUACCGCGUCUACGAGGCCUGUGCCUAUGGCUCUGUGCCCGUGGUGGAGGACGUCCUGACUCCGGGAGCCUGUGCCAACGGCCGCAGCUCCCCUCUUCGGCUGCUCAAAGAUGCAGGGGCACCCUUCAUCUUCCUCAAGGAUUGGAAGGAGCUGCCAGCCAUCCUGGAGAAGGAGAGGGUGAUGACGCAGGCCAAGAAGACGGAGAGGAGAAUGAGGCUGCUGGAGUGGUACACUGGAUUCCGUCAGCAGAUGAAGGACAAGUUCACAGAAGUCCUGGAGGAAUCUUUCUUUAAACUGAGCUAGGAAGAGACACUUGGUCUAUGUCGGAUUUCGUUAUGGUUGAACUUUAACUUAUGGUUCCAUUUCUGUAACUUAUGAUUGUUGAUAGUGGUGCACCAAUCCCAUGUUUCCAAGUUCUAAGUUCAGAUACUGACAUCCUCACAGUAACUGAGACUCUGCAAGACUUAAUGUGACACCUCAGGCAUGAUCUUGACCGGCAUGAAGACAAUUUGUGUGCAUUAUUUGUGUUCUAUCAAUCAAAAAUAUUGGCCUAUUAUGCAGUACUGGAUAGGUGCAUCCCUAGUCACUGAUUUUCCUGCAUAUUUACAGAGCCUUAUUUAUUAAGCCCAUAAAUAUAUUUGGUGUUAAUGUCUUUGUACACUAAUUUCAGUAAACAUUAUCUGUUGCCUCAUGACAUGUAUUAUAAUGCUCAUAUUUAACCUUAAAUUGUAUUUUUAUGGUCUUUUAUGGUUUGGGCUGACAUUGUGUUUUCUGUAACACUAAUCAUCAUUUGACUCAUCUCAGUGUGAUAGAAUUAAAAGAAUGAAACCUGUAGUGAAAUGA